AUAUCCACGUUGUCGGGGCCGCGUAUCCUUCUGCGCUACUCUUAAGACCCUGGGACCUGGGUAAACCGCGGAGACUACUUGCGUACUAUAGUCGAUAGGACGGUCUUUGUCUCAGUGGAGCCGCAUACCACAACCUCACCACCAUCUUUCCAGAGCAGAUUCAAUUACAAUCUGCCUCUCCUCCUGGCAGGCCCGUCGUCACCUCGCCGGGGACAUUCCCCCUUCUCCCCGCCUUGAUUCCAUCCUUCGUUCGACCAACCCGGCCAUUUCCACAAUGGCACGCCUUCCCUUCCUUUCGUCAUCAUGGACCUCAGCACUCGUUACCACUAUCGCUCUCUUCUCUACAAUCUUUCCUGCCGUGCGAGCAGCUAAUGCCCCGGCCACUAUCCAGGGGACAAAUGGUGCAGGAGUGACGAAGACGCUGCUCGUUGACCGCUAUCCAGGCUUAUAUACAGGCAACUUUGGGGAUUGCAUGGGAGGCCAGAGCUUGAUCAAUCUCACUUCUUUCGAUGCUGCUUAUUAUGCUGAUAAUAUGACCGUUCUCUUCAACUUGGCGGGAACCACGAAUUUGAGGAACGAGACAAUAAUGCUCUAUAUCUCGGUACAAGCCUAUGGCGAGGACCGCUUCGAUAAGACUUUCAAUCCUUGUAGCGCGAAUUUUAUGAGCCUCUGUCCGAUGAAUAGCAGCGUUCCAAUCCAAGGCGAAGCCAAUAUUCCAGUUUCGACUUCAGACGUCGCUUCCAUCCCGAACAUCGCUCUGACGAUUCCUGAUUUCGAGGGCUAUGCUAUUCUCCGAUUCUUCUCCAACUCCUCACAAACAGAGAUCGGUUGCUUCCAGGCUAUCAUGCGGAAUGGGGCCUCAUUCUCGCACCCAGCAGCCGUUGGCUCGGCCCUGGGGGGUGUCACUGCUGUUGCUCUCGUUGCAUCUUUCGCAACAGCCAUCUAUGGCGCCAGCGUACCGCAAAUACGGACGCACUAUGCACACUCUCUGUCGGUGCUGGUAAUCUUUGAGGUCUUCCAGUCAAUAUUCUUCUCUGGGGCCUUGUCACUAGAGUGGCCGAGCGUCUUGCCUGCAUUUUGGAGUAAUUUUGCAUGGUCUGCGGGCCAGAUCUACACAAAAUCCAUCAUUGAUUCCGUCAACAGCUUCGUUGGCAUCUCCGGAAACUCUAGCCAGGCCGGUCAUGCGGGAUCCACUGACUUAAACAACAACGGAGGCCUCCAGCAGCAGAUAUAUGGACGUUCGUUAGGUUCGUUAGAAAGGCUCCCAGAUGUGAUGAGCUACGAUCUCCUCAGGAAGGGUGAGGAGGCUGCGAGUCAGAUAUACAAGCGGGCAGUCAACCACACCGCAGUGCAGUCAAAGAUGUACUCCUGGGCUGGUACGCCCAUCACUCCAGGACUUCCACUCCCCGGAAACUUUUCUGGGUUUGCUGGAGAGCUUGCACAGAUGGGUAUCCCUGCUGCGGAUGCUUUCUUGGUCGGACUCUUGUGGUUUCUGAUCCUUAUCGCCAUCCUCAUUGGAGCUACGACAGCCUUCAAGUUCUCCCUCGAGCUCUUCAGCGUUACAAAGCUGAUCAAGCGUGACCGGCUUGCACUCUUCAGAAGCCACUGGCUAGGCUUUCUUGGGCUCAUCAUCCUCAGAACACUCCUCAUCGGAUUCUUUAUGAUGAUGACCCUGACCCUUUUUCAGUUCUCUUACGGUGGGAGAGGAGGGGUUACCGCAAUUGCAGCCAUCAUAUUUAUCAUCUUCUUCGCGGGCAUGCUGGGGGUUACCUUCUACGCAUGCUUUUACCGGUUGCGAUUCGGCAAGUACGCAUCUGAACCAGAUCGUAUCCACUUUGAACACAAGAAGGUGAUGAAGUUUAUCCCCUGGUUUAGGACUAUACGCGAGAGCUCCAUGAGUGAGGAACAUGACAGGACGAAGACAGCAGGAUCUGUAUCAUUCUUCCGGGUCCGCUUCAUCGACAGCGAUUCGGAACGGCAGAGUGUCCACGAGGAUGAGGCCUACACGAAACGCUUUGGCUGGUUAUCAGCACGUUUCCGACGUACUCGAUGGUGGUUCUUCGUGAUCUGGGUUGUCUAUCAGUUUGUGCGCGCUUGCUUCAUUGGGGGAGCGCGCGCAAGCCCAAAGGCGCAGGUAUAUGGGAUCCUUGUAUGGGAGGUCAUUGCUUUCGUUGCGAUUGCCAAGAUCAAUCCAUUUGAGGGAGCUCGCAACACUGCACUGGCGGUCUACAUGCUUGGCCUUAGUAAGGUGGCCACUGCCGGUCUCUCGAUCGCCUUCCUACCAGAGUACAAGGUCGCAAGGAUCCCAACGACGGUCAUUGGUGUCGUCAUCAUCGUCAUCCAGGGGGUUUUGGUCGUCGGCCUCCUCGUCCUGAUGGCCCUCGGCAUUAUCUCGAGCUACAUGUCACUCACCCGCAACAGUGAGCAGUUCAAGCCACACAGCUUGGAAAGUGUCCGGACGAAGUACUUUGAUGUGAUCGAACUGAAGGCGACUGACCUUCCACCUCCACCGCCACCAGCACCCGAGGAACCAAAGGAACCGUACUUCACUGUUAAUGCGGUUCGUCGAGCUCCGAAGAUUGAGGACGAGGAUAAUGACCUCGUGCCGGACAUAGCCCCCCAGGGUGCUCCAUCGCAAGCCCCUAUUGUCAAUCGCGGCAGCAGAGCCAAUAGCGCUUCCAGUCGGCAUUCGGCAUAUGGAAAUGUCCCGUUUGGAGCAAGAGUCCACCGGGCGAGUUGGAGUUCUCGCGACUUCCAGAGCUUGCACGACGACAGGGCGGAUUUCCAAGUGCGUCCGCAGUCGCGGCUAGCCAGUUCACACAAUACAGCAAAUACUUCUGCAUCUACACAACCGCUGAUUAGACCAGCACCUUCGCAAUCUAGCCUGAGAUAUCCGACGCCAACAACGGAACAACAACAACAGUCGGCGGGCCAGAGAGUGGCCUUUGCGAAAUAGAGAUCCAGGUGAGGAAGGCAUGCCAGAACGGGUGCCCUUACGGAGCCACGAAUGAGAGUGGGAUAAUUGGAGUUAAUAGACGGGCAUGGUAUACAGGGAAAAAGUGGGGUCUUGAUUCUUGCACAGCAUAGCGUUCCUUU
Amorphotheca resinae ATCC 22711 is the source of this 3096-nucleotide messenger RNA. RefSeq lists its product as hypothetical. Bases 275 to 2956 code for a protein of 893 amino acids. The record is from RefSeq and is a predicted model, not a curated record. The transcript is spliced from 4 exons. Gene Ontology annotation, biological process: fungal-type cell wall biogenesis; transmembrane transport. Lineage: Eukaryota; Fungi; Ascomycota; Leotiomycetes; Helotiales; Amorphothecaceae.